AUGGAGGAAGAUGUUGAAGAGUUGGCGCGCUACUUGCUCCAUAAGUUAGACUGCACGCCUGCUGCGCAGCGUCUCAUUGUAGGAAUAGCAGGAAUACCAGCCUCCGGGAAAUCGACGUUUUCUCAUCUAUUAGUGGAGCGCGUCAACAGUCUUCUAAGAGAACGUUGGGUUACCAAUUCAACGACCAGCGGAGAAACUCCUGCAAACAUCCAGAACGCAAGUGGUGACAUUGGUUUCCCCGAGCACGAGCAAGCCAUCCUUGUUGGACUUGAUGGAUGGCACCUUUCCCGUGCUCAACUGGACCUUCUUCCUGACCCACGUACAGCUCACGAUCGAAGAGGAAUUCACUGGACCUUUGAUGGUGCUGCAUACAUCACAUUUCUAAAGAAAGUUCGCGAUACCAGCUUUGCUGGUGUAAUCACAGCACCUUCUUUCGAUCAUGCUUUGAAGGACCCAACCCUGGACGCAGUGUCUAUACACCCUUAUCAUCGAAUUGUGAUUAUAGAAGGAUUAUAUGUGUUCCUGUCCAUUCCACCUUGGAGUGAAGGUGGCCUCCUAUUGGAUGAGAGAUGGUUCAUCGAAGUUGAUAAAGCCGAAGCCAGGAGGAGGUUGGCUGUACGCCAUGUGCUCACAGGGAUCACAGAAAAUACGAUUGAAGCCGAGAAGAGGGCCGAUCUCAACGACUUGCCCAAUGGCGAGUUUAUCGUUUCUAACUUGUUAAAGCCGACUAGGGUCAUCCAGAGCAAGCCCAUCUCAACAUCAGUUAGGUGA
Messenger RNA from Psilocybe cubensis, 771 nucleotides. RefSeq lists its product as uncharacterized. Lineage: Eukaryota; Fungi; Basidiomycota; Agaricomycetes; Agaricales; Agrocybaceae. The record is from RefSeq and is a predicted model, not a curated record. Gene Ontology annotation, cellular component: cytoplasm. Bases 1 to 771 code for a protein of 256 amino acids. The transcript is spliced from 3 exons.